This is a messenger RNA of Astyanax mexicanus (Mexican tetra), 3686 nucleotides long. RefSeq names its product RAB35, member RAS oncogene family b (gene rab35b). Gene Ontology annotation, molecular function: GTPase activity; GTP binding. Gene Ontology annotation, biological process: endocytic recycling. Bases 316 to 921 code for a protein of 201 amino acids. The transcript has 6 exons. The record is from RefSeq and is a predicted model, not a curated record. Gene Ontology annotation, cellular component: plasma membrane; endosome membrane. Lineage: Eukaryota; Metazoa; Chordata; Actinopteri; Characiformes; Acestrorhamphidae.
CAGGGCUGGGCGCUGUUAGCUGCUAAGCUAAAGCUAAAGCUACAGCGGCCGAGACAAGGAAGCGGAGUUUCCGCCCGCGGAGAGACCGAGCGGAGAAACCCCGAGAACAGCACCGGGAAACAGCAGCGCAGCCGCCGGGUGUAGAGUAAAGACUGGGGCCCGUCGGACCGAACCACCUCCUCCUGUUCUCGGGCGGGCGGACCGUCUCCGGCAGCUUCGCGGAGCGAGAGAAGGGGUUCGGCGGAUGAGCCGGAGCGAAGGAGGCGGGCACAGCGUUAGCUAGCGUCGGAGCGGGGCUUCAGCCAGACCAGCGGCAUGGCCAGGGACUACGAUUACCUCUUUAAGCUGCUGAUCAUCGGGGACAGCGGUGUGGGAAAGAGCAGUCUUCUUCUGCGUUUUGCAGACAACACAUUUUCAGGUAGCUAUAUUACCACUAUAGGAGUCGACUUCAAGAUUCGAACAGUAGAGAUUAAUGGAGAGAAGGUGAAGCUACAGAUCUGGGAUACAGCGGGGCAGGAGCGCUUCAGAACCAUCACCUCCACGUAUUACAGAGGAACGCACGGGGUUAUAGUAGUAUACGACGUCACCAGUGCCGAAUCUUUCGUCAACGUCAAACGAUGGCUGCAUGAAAUUAAUCAGAACUGUGACGACGUAUGUCGAAUAUUAGUGGGUAAUAAGAACGACGAUCCCAAUUCGAAGGUGGUGGAGACGAACGACGCUCAGAAGUUUGCAGAGCAGAUGGGAAUCCGCCUGUUCGAGACGAGUGCGAAAGAGAACAUUAACGUGGAGGAGAUGUUUAACUGCAUUACAGAGCUGGUCUUGAGGGCGAAGAAAGAAUCUGUGGCCAAACAGCAGCAGCAGCAACAGAACGACGUGGUGAAGCUCAGCAAGAACAGCAAACGCAAGAAGAAGUGCUGCUAGUGAACGAAAGAGAGAAAGAAAGAAGAAAAAUGCGAAAUCCGUACAGAAAAGGACUACGAUCAACUAAAUUAAGAGCAGAGGAAGAUCUAAUAAAGCGGAGAGGUGUCACUUUUGGACGAAUACGAAUCAUAAAGACUUUUUAAAGAGAAAAAAAUGUACAGAUUUUAUUAGAAUUAAGGAGUUUUAUGUGGAAUUCAACAGAUGUGGUAUUUAAUAAAAGAUCCUCCUUCUUUCUCGAAGGACCUGCGAGCUGACAUGACCGCCGCCGCCGCGACCUGCAGAUUUCUAUAUGCAUUACGACUUCCUCCUCCACAGUGACGUCUGUGUUUUUCUUGCUUUUUGUUUUUUUGUCGUUUUUUCCUCCCCCUCUCUUCUUCUCCUCUUCUUUACAUUUCGGUUUGAUGGGAUAGAUUUAUUUUUUCUAGAACGGAAUGGAGUGAUGAUGAUGAUGAUGAUGAGAAGUGCGAACCCUUUUUCCCCCCUCCCCCCAUCUUUUUUUCCUCUCUUUAUUCUGCAAAUAUCCGUAUUGUAAUGUACUUUCUCUACAACUGCCAACAAAAAUCAGGAGGUGAGGUGAUUCUUCGUCUGGGUUAAUUCUCUUCAGGAAUUUAAAAGAAAGAAAAGAACAGUUCUGUAUCAACUGACUGAUCCAUCGAACAGGACUGGAGACUUUUUUUUGCUUAUUUUGUUUUAUUUUAUAUAUUUUUUGCCAAGUUUUUUUUCCCCCAAGCUUUUAUCUCAUGUUUUUUGGUGAUGGAACAGCUGCCAGGCUCCUGUAUGAUGUGCAGGAUCUACUGCAGCUCUUCUGCUGACGUUUCACUCGAGUCUUACAGCCCUCAGGCCUCCUCUCUCUCUCUCUUUUGAAGUAAAGGCCUGAGGAACACAGAGAUAAACGGCAGCAUCGAGGGACAUCACUGCACUGCACUCCUCAGCAUCGUUGCCAUAAAAAAGCCCCCCGAACUCCCCCAACUCUCAUCUGUUGCCAUGGUGAUGUCCUCAGGACGACUGUGAUUGGACGCGUGGGGUCUGGAUCUUCGGGUCACGAUCCGUAUCACCUGCUCUGAGCUCUUCUGCUUCGGGCUGAUCUCUCCUUUAUGGAGCUCAAAAACUGACAUUUAAAGUGUUUAAAUCUGUAUUUACAUACUUAAAUCUUACUUAUUUUAUGGUGAAAUUCAUGAAUUAGACUAUUUUAAAUUUUUGAUUUCGUUUUUUUUUUUUUUUUUUUUUCAGAUUAAACAAGCAACGUAAUUCAGUAUAGUUGCUACGAUCCUGCAAAACUCAAUUUUUCCAUGUCAAAAGAUGUGGAAGGAGAAGCGUUUAAAAAAAAUGCAAAUAAAAUAAAAAUAAGAUUUCUUAUAUUUUCAGAUCUAAAAAAAUCAGCUACAUUUAAUAAAAAAAGUCUAACUAAAUAAAUAUGAUUUAUGCCAGAAGUAAAAAUGUAUCAUAAGAAAUGUAUAUAUUUAUUAUUUUUUUUGUUUUAGUUUUAAAUUUUGAAAUUGCUUCUGAUGCAAAAAUCAAAUAUCCAUACAUUCAAACCUUAAAAAUAAAAAAAUGAGUUUUAUUAGGCCAGAGGUGAAAAAAGAAAAAAAGAAAAAUCUUGUUCAUGAACUUAAAUGUAUAAAAGUUAAUUUAAAAUAUUUUUUUUAUUUUGAAUCUUAAAAUAACUUUCACAAUAUAAAAACUUUCACAAUUUUAAAAGUUCAGAUCUGAAAAAUUUAAUCUAAAUGUAUUUAAAAAAUCUGAAAAAAUAGGUCAGAGGUAAAAAAAAAAAACUGGUUUAUGGAUUUAGGAUUAUUAUUUUAACAGAAAUUUUUAUCAUGUUAAACUUAAAACACAAAAAUAAAAAAUAUUGGUAAAAGAAAUUUUAUCAGGUAAAUUUCAUGCAAGUAUACAAAAUUUGUACAGAUUAAAAUACUGAUUUUAGCUUUUGAGCUCCAUAUUUUUCAUUUUUCAUAUUCAGGUUCUCUUUUUGGUCCUGUUAUAAUUUUAUAAUGUAAUUUUAUGCUUUUUUAUAUAUAUAUAUAUAUAAACACACACACACACACCAGCCCUUAUUAAACACAGUCCAGCCCUGUAGACCUGAACGAUGAGGGGGGAGGGAACUGGUGGAGAGAUAGAGGAGGGGUUAACAUCAACAGUAUUGCUUAUUGAUUAGUGACUGCACAUGAAUAGAUCACUGAAGUGUAAAAAAAAAAGAAAAGAAAAAAAUCAUGUUUUUAUUUGUGAUCCAAACUAUAAAUGUGGAAAUAAAUAUAUGCCAAGGGAUUUAUAUAGGAGGAGUAGUUUAUUAUUAUUAUUUUUUUUUUUGUUGUUUUUGUUAUUAUUGAUAAAAUAUCCAAGUAAUUCUGUCCCAUAAUCCUUUGUGGGUCACCACACCACCUUUAAACACCUGUAAACACCUGUAUCCCUUUUGCACAGUCUCACAGGCAGGUGUGUCUGCUUCAGCUGCUCGCCUGAAUCUGCUCUCAUCACGUGACCCGACUUCAGCCAAGUAAAGGAGUCAUGGCAACAAGUCUGUCUGAUUUUUAUUAUUCAUGAUCUGGCAUAUGUAUAUAUAAAUAUAUUUGUAUUAUGUAUUUAAUAUAUAUGAUAUACAUACCUGCACAUGUCCAUGCGGAGGUGCAUGCGUUUGUGCUAUGGGUUGAAACACGUUUUCAGCUGUGGUUAUGCCGUACACUGGAGUAAAAGAGAUGUAUCAUGGAUUUCCCCCCCUUAUGAACUGAAUCAAUAAUAAAUAUUUUAAACAAGAUUAACAUUUGACACAA